Xenia sp. Carnegie-2017 is the source of this 2336-nucleotide messenger RNA. Its product is annotated as ATP-binding cassette sub-family E member 1-like. The transcript is spliced from 20 exons. The coding region runs from base 108 to 1919 and encodes 603 amino acids. The record is from RefSeq and is a predicted model, not a curated record. Lineage: Eukaryota; Metazoa; Cnidaria; Anthozoa; Malacalcyonacea; Xeniidae. Gene Ontology annotation, molecular function: ATP hydrolysis activity; iron ion binding; ribosomal small subunit binding. Gene Ontology annotation, biological process: translational initiation; translational termination; ribosomal subunit export from nucleus.
CCCCAUGCCAGGUGCUCAGAUCAUCAGAUUUCUCCCUUUCUCUUACCAAUCUUUCAUGUGGCUUUCUCCUCCUGUGGAUGGAUUGACUAUUUAAUUACAUUUUUAAUAUGGCUACACGCGAUAAACUAACUCGGAUUGCUAUUGUAAAUACCGAUAGGUGUAAACCGAAGAAAUGUCGUCAAGAAUGUAAAAAAGCCUGUCCUGUUGUUCGCAUGGGAAAACUUUGUAUUGAGGUUACACCUGCUUCUAAAGUGAGUAAGAUAUCAGAAGAAUUAUGCAUUGGUUGUGGUAUUUGUGUUAAGAAAUGUCCAUUUGAAGCUAUAAAUAUCAUAAAUCUUCCCAGUAACCUUGAAAAAGAUACAACACAUCGAUAUAAUGCAAAUUCAUUCAAGCUACACAGGUUACCUACUCCAAGACCGGGUGAAGUUUUAGGUCUUGUUGGAACCAAUGGUAUAGGAAAAUCUACUGCUCUAAAAAUUCUUGCAGGAAAACAGAAACCUAAUCUAGGACGAUAUGAUAAUCCUCCUGAUUGGCAGGAAAUUCUUCAAUAUUUUCGUGGAUCAGAGCUUCAAAAUUAUUUCACAAAAAUCCUUGAGGAUGAUCUAAAAGCUAUCAUCAAACCACAAUAUGUUGACCAGAUUCCAAAAGCUGUUAAGGGUUGUGUGCAAUCUAUAUUAGAUAGAAAAGAUGAAACAUCAUCUCAAGAAGAGUUUUGCAAGCAGCUUGACUUGUUAACAGUUCGUGAGCGUAAUGUAGACGAACUUUCUGGUGGAGAAUUACAGCGAUUUGCUUGCGCUGUUGUGUGUGUCCAACAGGCUGACAUUUUUAUGUUUGACGAGCCUUCCAGUUAUCUCGAUGUUAAACAGCGUUUGAAAGCUGCAUUGGCCAUAAGGAGUUUAAUAAGAAGCAACAGGUACAUCAUUGUGGUUGAGCAUGAUCUGAGUGUUUUGGAUUAUCUAUCUGACUUCAUCUGCUGUCUUUAUGGUGUUCCUGGUGCAUAUGGGGUAGUUACUAUGCCUUUCAGUGUGAGAGAAGGCAUCAACAUAUUUCUUGAUGGCUUCGUCCCAACGGAAAACCUACGUUUUCGUGACACAUCACUGACAUUUAAAGUAGCAGAAACAGCUGAUAAGGAGGAAGAAAUAAAAAAAUUGAGACGUUAUAGUUAUCCUGAUAUGAGAAAAGUAUUAAAAUCUUUUGAAUUGAAUGUUGAAUCCGGGACAUUUACUGACUCGGAAAUAAUCGUAAUGUUAGGAGAAAACGGGACGGGUAAAACAACAUUUAUCAGAAUGUUAGCUGGUAGACUACCACCUGAAGAUGGAGCUGAAGUCCCUCUUUUGAACGUUAGCUAUAAACCACAGAAAAUCAGUCCAAAAUCUAGAAGCACAGUACGACAGCUUCUUCACGAGAAAAUUCGCGAUGCUUACAUACAUCCUCAGUUCAUCACAGAUGUCAUUAAACCACUUCAAAUUGAGAACAUCUUUGAUCAAGAAGUGCAAAAUUUAUCUGGUGGUGAAUUACAACGUGUCGCCUUAACUUUAUGUCUUGGCAAGCCUGCUGAUGUUUACUUAAUUGAUGAACCGUCUGCAUACUUGGAUUCUGAACAACGUCUUGUUGCUGCCAAAGUGAUUAAAAGAUUUAUACUUCAUGCAAAGAAAACUGGUUUUAUCGUUGAACACGAUUUUAUUAUGGCGACGUACCUUGCUGAUCGUGUUGUUGUAUUUGACGGUACACCGUCUGUUUCGACUUUUGCUAGAAGUCCACAGAGCCUGUUGUCGGGGAUGAAUAAAUUUUUGGAAUCAUUAUGUAUCACGUUCCGAAGAGACCCGAGCAAUUAUAGACCGCGUAUAAACAAACUAAAUUCGGUCAAGGAUGUUGAGCAAAAGCAUUCCGGCAAUUUUUUCUUCCUGGAUGACGAUUGAAGAACUGUUUUAUUAUUUUAAUGAAGCAUAUCAAUCUAGCCGCGUGUCGUUUUUGCAACAUGCGUACGUUCAUUCUUUGUGACAUCUUUUUAUGGUCUAUUUUAGUGUGAUUUCAGUUAUAAUGUUCGCUAUCAAAAGAAAGCAAUCUUUGUAAAUAGAUUGUUUUACAUUAAAUGCUCUAUAUAUGAAUGAGAUUAAGUCAAAGCUAUACGAUGGUAAUCUGUCCUAAUUAUGAACGUGCAGAUCUGCUCAAAACAAUCGAAUUAUUAUACUUACAGUGUUUUGCAGUGUUUCGAACAAUUUGUGUCAAAUAUCUCGGCGUCGUAUUUUUUAUGCCUUCAUUAUUUGAACAUGUAAGACAUCACAAUAAUUAUUAAAACAUUAGACUGCCAGCUUUUCUUGGAGAGCUUAUGACAA